AUGUCAGGAGCAGGGGCCGAGGAAGCGCAGGGAGCGCACGCCAACUGGCAGCGGGCGACGCGGCCGAGCCUGCCGAGGGAAGCGCCCGCCCAAGGGACUGUCAGGACGGUGGGGAGGGGACGGGAACGGGGAAACCGCAGCUGGUGGAGGACCGAACCGGAGACUUCGAACGGCAGGCAGGACCCGCUGCUUCAACACCCGUUAAAGUUUCAGGAGCCCCGGCCGCGGUCCGCGGCCUGCCGUCCUCCCCGGGCGGCGAGGGAGGCGGCGGAGCGUCGCCAGCGGCCCGGCCGGGCGUGUGUCCCGGUGGCCGGGCCGGCCCCGCGCCCGCCUCACCCCUCAGGGGUGGCUCCCGCCGCCCUGACAGGAGGCGGCCCGCGGGCCUGUCCCGGCCCGCGGCCCCGCGGGCUCCUCACGCCUUCCGGGGGGGGCCGCGCCGCGCCGCGCCGUUUAUUCGCGUUUUCUCACCGAGCCCUGUCUGCUAGCGAGGCACCCGCUGCUCAUCACUCCUCCUUGUCCUUUAACUCCUUCCUCGUCGUCUCCCGCGUCAACACUGAGUUAGCGAUGGAUUUGGAAGCGGUGGUGUGGCCAUCCCUGGAGAGCUGCGUCCUGCACUGGGCUCACCCCUACGAGAGAGACUGGAGAGUCCAACGAAGGGCCACCGAGGUGAAGAAGGGACUGGAGCAUCUCACCUAUAAGGCAAGGCUGUCAGCGCUGGGACUGUUCGUCCUGGGAAAGAGCAGGCUCAGGGGGAUCUCAUCGAUGUCUGAAACACUGGAGGUGUGAUGGAGCGCUGGCACAGGUUGCCCAGGAAGGAUGUGGAGUCUCCAUCCUUGGAGGUUUUCAAAAGCCGUCUGGUCACGUUCCUGGGCAGCCGGCUCCAG
This is a messenger RNA of Harpia harpyja (harpy eagle), 884 nucleotides long. RefSeq lists its product as uncharacterized. NCBI's taxonomy places the organism in Eukaryota, Metazoa, Chordata, Aves, Accipitriformes, Accipitridae. The coding region runs from base 1 to 786 and encodes 261 amino acids. The record is from RefSeq and is a predicted model, not a curated record. The transcript has 4 exons.